Molecule: messenger RNA, 1050 nt
Organism: Schizophyllum commune H4-8
Lineage: Eukaryota; Fungi; Basidiomycota; Agaricomycetes; Agaricales; Schizophyllaceae
Exons: 9
Coding region: 1-1050 (349 amino acids)
Source: RefSeq, a predicted model, not a curated record
AUGGCGGAAAUCCUGUCCGACCCUUCUCCUCCCCACGCGGGGAUCUGGGCGCCGUCAAACCGCCCGAACUUUGAUGCGCGGCGACGGAGGCCGCGCCACGCUCGAGGCCGACUCGCCACUUCACCUUGGCGGGUUGAGCGGCAUACACCCAUGGCACGGCCCUACCCCACUCGGCGACACGACACGACAAGUCGACAGCGUCGCGGACACGUGCCGCAUACUGGGCCUGAAUUUUGGGAUGUGCUCCACCGGGGGUGGAAGCGCGCCGACGACACGCUGCUUUACGAGCAGCUCAAAGCCUGCCGAAUGGAGAUAGGACUUGAUCUUGCAGAGGUCGACUUUUCCUGCCUGUCCCCCUCCUCCUCGCGGGGUCUCGGCCCUGUCACGCGUCACCCCCAGCCUCGUGUACCCUCCGCGCACCCUCUGCUGCUCUUUUCUAAGAGCGCUGAACGCGUCGUUAGCGACGCAGAACGACUUGAACGCGCAGGGGCACACCGCGCAAGAAAGGGUCUACCGCACCCGAGCCCCGCCCUACGUCGGCCCGGGUCCGGCCUUCCGUCGCCGAAGAGGGAUAGGCGGAAGAUUGUGCGCGCGCCGGGCGCGCUCAUUCCCCCCAAUCUUCCGACUUUUGCUCGCAUCCAGCACCUCCCUCCUAUCCCUUCCUCGUCCUCUUUAUCCCUUCCUCGUCCUCUCUCAGCACUUCUAACUGUCGCUCUACCCACCGGUUUCCCUGCUUUGCUCGGAAUGUCUACCAUCUGGACGACCCUAUCGCCAUCACGCCACGCCUCGACCCAUUUCGAACGUGCACCAUCAAUCGACACCAAACGCAUCUUCGCCAUGCUCACUCACCCUCAUAACGUAGCGGGCUCGCUCGUCGUCUCGGGCGCCUUCGGGAUCAACGGGAAACCUCCCGGACCGCGAAGGCAGGACUGCAUCAGCGGAGGUGUAGUCAUACAGGCCGGAGGAGAACGCGAGGGCGACGGACUCGACGACCUCCGACCCUAUACACCACACCAAGCGACAGGGCAGCGGCAACGAGGAGCUGUCUAG